Penicillium atrosanguineum is the source of this 318-nucleotide messenger RNA. Its product is annotated as enolase C-terminal domain-like protein. The transcript is spliced from 2 exons. The record is from RefSeq and is a predicted model, not a curated record. The coding region runs from base 1 to 318 and encodes 105 amino acids. Lineage: Eukaryota; Fungi; Ascomycota; Eurotiomycetes; Eurotiales; Aspergillaceae.
AUGAAAUUCGAAUAUGUGAGCUGCGAAGUGAUGGCUCCAGCUCACCACGACGACUGGGCCUGGUUCCAGCUGCACUUGACCUCCCACCUCUUUGAAUCCCCUCGGGUGCUGUCUAUUUGGAGCUAUGAUAGCAAGGAUGUCGGCCAUAGUCAGCGGGCAACCACCCAGUCCACCCCUGGUGUCAGCAAUGCCAUGCCCGUGAAGACCUACGAGCUCUUUGGCGCAAAUUGGGUCUCUCAACACUCCAACAUUACCUACUCGCAGAUCUGGGAGAUCAUUUUACGGGAAAACACACGUCUCACCGUCAAGUCCGCCUAG